Toxotes jaculatrix (banded archerfish) is the source of this 5379-nucleotide messenger RNA. It is a transcript of the gene phka2, whose product is annotated as phosphorylase kinase, alpha 2 (liver). Gene Ontology annotation, biological process: glycogen metabolic process. Gene Ontology annotation, molecular function: calmodulin binding. The transcript has 33 exons. Lineage: Eukaryota; Metazoa; Chordata; Actinopteri; Toxotidae. The record is from RefSeq and is a predicted model, not a curated record. Bases 430 to 4134 code for a protein of 1234 amino acids. Gene Ontology annotation, cellular component: phosphorylase kinase complex.
AACUGCAUCUGGGGGAGGAAGUUAAGUUCAAAGUUAUUCAUAGUUGAGAUGCGAUAAACAUUAACCUACAAUCUUUCGAGAGAGGAAUACAUUAAAAGAAUGAGAAGAUGAUGGCGGUGGUCGGCGAUUGGUGGAUGUAUACUUCCCUACAGACAUUCACCGUCUGCGAAUCUCCUUCUCUGAAACCUCACAUAUUGUCGUCUGCAAGUCCUGAGUCGACAUGCCAAGCACUUUGACCGGAACAUCCGUGUAUGUGCGUGUGAGAAUAUAGGCUGUGAGCUUCACGUUAAAUGUUGUCGUCAAAAACAGCUGGAUGCUACUCGGCUAGCCAGCUUUAGCAGAGAGCAGCCUCUGCGGAGCGGGCAGAGCGUCAGAUCAUAUCCGCGCUGCGGGACUAGAAGGAUGGGUCACUGCAUGUGAUCAGUCAGGAUGAGGAGCCGCAGUAACUCAGGAGUGAGGCUGGAUGGCUAUGCCAGGCUGGUCCAGGAGACUAUCCUGUGCCAUCAGAACCCAGUGACAGGACUUCUGCCUGCCAGUGCCCAGAAGAAGGACGCCUGGGUGAGGGAUAAUGUAUACAGUGUCCUGGCUGUGUGGGCGCUGGGCAUGGCCUACCGCAAGAAUGCAGACCGCGAUGAGGACAAGGCCAAGGCUUACGAACUGGAGCAGAGUGUGGUGAAACUGAUGCAGGGGCUUCUACAGUGCAUGAUGAGACAGGUAGCCAAGGUGCAGAAGUUCAAACACACUCAAAGUACCAAGGAUUGCUUGCAUGCCAAAUAUGAUACUCCCACCUGUGCCACGGUGGUCGGGGACGACCAGUGGGGCCACCUCCAGGUGGAUGCCACCUCGAUUUACCUGCUGAUGCUGGCACAGAUGACAGCCUCAGGUCUUCGCAUAAUCUCAAACCUGGAUGAGGUAGCCUUUAUCCAGAACUUGGUCUUCUACAUAGAAGCUGCCUACAAAGUGGCGGAUUAUGGGAUGUGGGAGCGAGGGGACAAGACCAACCAGGGCAUCCCUGAGCUCAAUGGGAGCUCUGUAGGAAUGGCUAAGGCAGCUCUGGAGGCCAUAGAUGAGCUGGAUCUCUUUGGUGCCCAUGGAGGACCGAAGUCAGUCAUCCAUGUUUUGCCUGAUGAAGUGGAGCAUUGUCAGUCCAUCCUGUGCUCCAUGCUGCCGAGAGCUUCAACUUCAAAGGAGAUAGACGCUGGUCUUCUGUCUGUCAUUUCCUUCCCUGCUUUUGCUGUUGAGGACGCUGAUCUGGUGGCCAUCACUAAGUCAGAAAUCAUAAGCAAACUGCAGGGUCGUUUUGGCUGCUGCCGCUUCAUCAGGGAUGGAUAUCGUUGUCCCAAAGAGGACCCAUCGCGGUUGCACUACGAUCCUGCGGAACUAAAACUCUUCGAGAACAUUGAAUGUGAAUGGCCUGUGUUCUGGACAUAUCUCAUCCUGGAUGGUAUCUUUGCUGGAGAUCAAGUGCAGGUGCAGGAGUACCGUGAGGCACUGGAGGGCGUUUUGAUCAGAGGGAAGAAUGGCAUCAAACUGGUGCCUGAACUUUAUUCUGUACCACGUGACAAGGUGGAGGAGGAGUACAGCAAUCCUCACUCAGUGGACAGAGUGCCCAUGGGGCAGCUGCCACACAUGUGGGGACAGUCACUGUACAUCUUGGGCUGUCUUCUGGCUGAGGGGUUUUUAGCACCAGGAGAGAUAGAUCCUCUCAACAGGAGAUUCUCUACAAACUUCAAGCCAGAUGUUGUGGUACAAGUUUGUGUUCUAGCAGAGUCAGAGGAGAUCCAGGAGUUGCUAAGUGAUCAUGGGAUAACGGUCCAGACAAUGUCCGAUGUUCUGCCUAUCAGGGUCAUGCCUGCUCGCAUCCUGAGCCAUGUCUAUGUCAGACUGGGGAACUGCAAGAAACUGAAUUUGAGUGGGAGGCCCUACAGACACAUUGGAGUCCUGGGCACAUCCAAAUUCUACGAGAUUAGAAAUCGCUCCUAUAUAUUCACCCCCCAGUUUCUGGAUCAGCAUCAUUUCUACCUGGCACUGGACAACCAGAUGAUUGUGGAGAUGUUACGAACAGAGUUGGCCUAUCUGUCCUCUUGCUGGAGGAUGACAGGACGACCCACACUCACUUUCCCCAUCACCCGCAGCAUGCUGGUUGAAGAUGAAGAUGCGAUUGAUCCAUGUAUCCUAGCAACCCUCAGGAAAUUACAGGAUGGCUAUUUUGCUGGUGCGAGGGUGCAAAUGUCAGACCUCUCCAGUUUCCAAACCACUUCGUUCCACACCCGCCUCAGCUUCCUGGAUGAAGAGAACGAUGACAUCUUCCUUGAGGAUGAGGAAGAUGAUGACAGUGAUGACGAUGAAUAUGGAGAGGAAUAUAACAAAUGUGGUCCCUCAGAGGGCUCAAAAGACAUGUUUGACCAGUACAUCACGCAGCUCCUCCACAGCACCAACACCAAAAGCCAUCUUCCUCCCAUCCAGAGGGGGCAACACCAUGUCUUCAGUGCUGAACACACCACAAGAGACAUCUUGUCUCUCAUGGCCCAGGUCCAGGGCCUGAACAUGCCCAAGUCUUCCAUGUAUCUACCUGUGACUCCCGUCACAAACAAACACCGCAAAUCACUCAACCUUCUUGAAGUUCCUCAUUCUCAGCAUGGCCCACAUGCAAAGCAGCACAAGCCUCACAGUACUGCUGAUCUGCACCUGCCUCGAGACUCUCAGGGCAACACGGACUUUGCAGCUUUGGUGAGACAGCUUAAAGACUGUCCCACUCUGCAGGACCAGGCUGACAUCCUCUACAUCCUCUACGUAAUGAAAGGAGCUGAUUGGCUGGUGGAGUUGUCAGGUCCUGGGCAGGGUGGGGUCAGUGUGCGUUCUCUGUUAGAGGAGCUGUAUGUGCAAGCUGGAGCCUGCAAAGAGUGGGGACUCAUCAGAUACAUCUCUGGAAUACUACGCAAGAGGGUGGAGGUCCUUGCUGAGGCCUGCACAGAUCUUAUUUCCCACCAUAAGCAGCUGACUGUGGGUCUACCUCCUGAACCCAGGGAAAGAGUCAUCACAGUGCCACUUCCUCCUGAGGAGUUGAACACUCUCAUCUAUGAAGCCAGUGGUCAGGACAUCAGUAUAGCUGUACUCACUCAGGAAAUCAUGGUCUAUCUAGCCAUGUACGUACGCUCCCAGCCUGCUUUGUUUGGGGACAUGCUCCGACUCAGAAUAGGACUCAUCAUGCAAGUGAUGGCCACUGAGCUGGCUCGUAGCCUGCACUGUUCUGGGGAAGAAGCGUCUGAGAGUUUGAUGAGCCUGAGUCCGUUUGGCAUGAAGAGCCUCCUGCAUCAUAUCCUCAGUGGCAAAGAAUUUGGGGUGGAGAGGAGCAUGCGCCCAAUCCAGUCAACAGCCACUAGUCCUGCCAUCUCAAUCCAUGAACUAGGCCACACUGGUGCCACCAAGACUGAACGCACAGGGAUACACAAACUGAAGAGUGAGAUAAAACAGAUCUUCAGCGGUGGUCUUUCCUUGAGUAGCAAUGUCACUUCUCCUCGCUCCACGCGCUGCAGCAGCCCCUCCACACCCAGUGGGAUUCUGUCCCCAGUGGGUCCUGGUCCAGGAGAUGCACUCCACUGGGAGGAACGGCAAGGCCAGUGGCUGAGGAGACGCAGGCUGGAUGGAGCCAUUAACAGAGUACCAAUGGGUUUCUACCAGAAGGUCUGGAAGAUCCUGCAAAAGUGCCAUGGCCUGUCCAUCGAUGGAUACGUAUUGCCUUCUUCUACUACAAGAGAGAUGACAGCGGGCGAGAUCAAGUUUGCAGUACAGGUGGAGUCUGUCUUGAACCACGUCCCUCAACCAGAGUACCGGCAGCUCCUAGUGGAGACUGUGAUGGUUCUAGGCUUGGUAGCUGACGUGGAUGUGAACAACAUUGGUGGCAUUAUCCACGUGGACCGCAUCCUGCAUAUGGCCAAUGACCUCUUCUUCAGUGACCAGAAAUCCCACAGUGCAGGUGAUUAUUUCCUUGAGAAGGAUCCAGCGACCGGAAUCUGCAACUUUUUCUAUGAUAGCGCCCCCAGUGGCAGCUAUGGAACCAUGACCUAUCUGUCCAAGGCGGUGAUCACUUAUGUCCAGGAUUUCCUGCCAAGUUCCAGCUGCCUGAUGCAGUGAAGAAGCAGACAAGUGUGUCUUGAUGCUCCUGAUGGAUUCUAAACACCUAAAGGUACAUGUUGUAUAACUGAAGUGUCAACUGAUCAUUAUCAGCUCAUCCAGUUCAUGUGGUGCUUAUAAGUAUUUACUCAGUAAAUAAUCAAUAAACUUUGCAGCAACAUCAUAGUCUUGGCAGCUGAUUGCAAACCACUAUAUACAAAUUCUUUUUUUCUUUGUGGGUCUCAACAGUGAACUUAUUUAUUACUUAAACAUGCCGUUCAAAUGUUUACAGGACAAGAACAUGCAUCUUAUGUAAACGGAUAUUUGCAAAGAUAUAAACACAUUUCAGUGCUCUUGGUGUUGUCUGUGAGAAUAUUAUAUCAACAGUCAUAUGCUCAGCAGUUAUCAGAGUAAAGUUAUUUCCCACAAAUCAAUAAUUUGUAGUUCUAUUUUCUGCCUCUCUUACCUUAUAGUUUAAUCUUUAUUUAGUAAUGUAAUUUAUUAUUCUGUUACAAUGGUUGAACUAAAUAUGUGGGCAAAAUAAAAUAUAAAUCAUAAAAACAAUUUGUGCCCUUAAAUUGCUCAUUUGUGCAAAGGAAUUGACUGAAACUUUACCUCUGAUAACUUCUGGGCUCUUUAUAAUUCAUUUCUGGUGAUACUGAAAUGUAUGUGUUGUCUUGUAUUGAUAUUAACCUGUAUGUGAUCAAGAAUCAUAGUUUUGUCUUUGUGUAUGUGUUGUCUGUUUGUGCAAUGAUGAAAAUUAAUCUGUAUUUGUAUGAAUGUCACCUCAAGGUUAGGCAACAGAAAUGGCGAGUCAGCAUUUUGCAUGGACCUCAACAUACUGAGGCUUUGUUCAUCUGUGUACAGUGAGGAAUGGUAUUGGUAAAGUAGCAGAAAGGUCCAGAGUAUGUUGAAUAAGGUCUUUGUAAGUCUGAAAAGAGUGUUUUCCCCUUUAAAUGUUAAACAACUUUUCAUCCCUGUGCUUUGAUGUUGAAAGCAAAACUGCAGGAAACAUAGUAAAAUACUGAUAUAUUUUAAUGCUCACUCUAACAUUGAAAUAUUUGCAUUUACAUAAAACUAGUAACAGAAAUAUACAUAUUUAAAAACAAUUAGAAUUAUUUUACUAUGAUAAUACAUUGUACAGAUUGUCUAUUUAACAUUGAAAGACCUGUUAAUUUAUGCAGUUGCUCCAUUUCCAUCAGAAAGGUAUGUUUAUUAUAACAUUUUCAAAGUAUGUUCUUACACUAAUAAAGCCAUUUGACCAGU